Messenger RNA from Erpetoichthys calabaricus (reedfish), 2276 nucleotides. It is a transcript of the gene igsf11, whose product is annotated as immunoglobulin superfamily member 11. Bases 424 to 1758 code for a protein of 444 amino acids. Gene Ontology annotation, molecular function: ionotropic glutamate receptor binding. Gene Ontology annotation, biological process: homophilic cell-cell adhesion. Gene Ontology annotation, cellular component: cell-cell junction. The record is from RefSeq and is a predicted model, not a curated record. NCBI's taxonomy places the organism in Eukaryota, Metazoa, Chordata, Cladistia, Polypteriformes, Polypteridae. The transcript is spliced from 7 exons.
CGCGCUUGUACAGUAUGUGCGUGUGUGCAGGCUGCUAAAAAUCCCAGGAUAGCGCCGAGCUGUACAGUGCUAGCAGUGCAAAAUCUGUACCGAGGAGACAGCGCACUGAGCAUUGCUUCCUGAUUAUUGGCAAUUGGGAGCUCCACGGACAUAACGGUUAACUUUUCACCUGGUACUCCGGCUUUUUUUUUUUGGAAAGAAAAAUUACACUUUCUAGUGGGAUUUAAUAUUCAUUCCUAGGAGGCGUUAAAAGGCUACUAGUUUGUGGAUCCAGCAACUGCAUGCUGUUGCUCUCAAGUUUUCCUCUUUUCGGAAAGACUCGGCCACAAACUACAAAAAAGAGUCGCAGGUGACCCCAUUCUUCAGAAGAGUUAUUAUCUAUUUGGAAAGCGGCGUCAGGGGACCGGAGAAAACCGAGCCUCAAUGAUGCCCUUCUUCCACAACUCGGAUUUAUGGAUUGCUUGGUUCUCAUUGCUUUUGGGUGCGCAAGGGUAUGUAAUGGCAUUGGAGGUGUCAGUCAGUCAAAGCAGUGUGCAGGUUGCUCGAGGUCAGACUGCCAUACUUCCCUGUACCUUUACCACCAGUGCUGCACUCAAUAACCUCAACAUUAUCUGGAUGGUAACCCCACUCUCCAAUGCCAACCAGCCAGAGCAGGUGAUCCUGUACCAGGGUGGGCAAGUUUUCAGUGGUGCUGCACAAUUUAACAGUCGAGUUGGGUUUGUGGUGACAAUGCCCAGCACAAGUGCUUCAGUAUUCCUUAACAACACACAGCUGUCAGACACCGGAACGUACCAGUGCCUGGUCAACAAUCUGCCUGACAGAGGCGGCAGAAACAUUGGGGUCAUCGGCCUAACUGUACAAGUGCCACCAUCCAUCCCAACAUGCAGAAUUCAGGGGACUCUAGAUAUCGGCAAUGACAUAAUGCUGACGUGUAAUUCCGAUGAAGGUAUUCCAACACCUACAUAUGCCUGGGAGAAGUUGGAUGCUGUCCCUAAACUGCCAGCCACUGCGACGCAAGAUCAAAUGCUUGGUACAGUGACUCUGAGGAACAUCAGCAUUGCUUCAUCGGGCUUGUACCAGUGCACAGCGUCCAAUGCAAUUGGCAAGAGCACUUGUCUCCUAAACCUGCAGGUGGCUUCACCACAGCAGCAGAGUGUGGGAAUCAUUGCUGGAACGGUGGCUACUGGCGUUCUUGCUGUGAUCAUCUGUGUUCUCCUUGUGGUAGUUGUGGUCUUCUACUGGAAGAACAGGAACAAAUAUGAAGAAGAUGAAAUUCCCAAUGAGAUCAGGGAGGAUGACUUGCCCCCAAAGAGAUCCUCUUCUGCCAAAGCUUUCAAUGCGGACGCAUCUUCAUCUGAAAAUGACACCUUAACCUCCACCAACACUUACAACAGCCGCUAUUGGCACAGCCCAAAGCCCAACUAUGAUACUAAUUCAUAUUCCCGCUACAAUGGAGACACCAGACAGUCUUUUUCUACACACUCAACAGCAGCAGCAGGAGGAGGAGCAGCACCUUCCCGGCCCACAUUUGCUAAUGGAAGCCAUACCAUCCCACCACCCAAGACCUUGGUGGUCACCACAAACUCGGCACCCUCUCCACAGGCUGUGGUACGAAGCAAUGGUUCGAUUAGUCGGAAGCCACAGCCACCGCAUACACAACACACGCAUUCCUAUGCGGUGAGCCAGGCGACGCUGGAACGAAUGGGUGCAGUGCCAGUCAUGGUGCCAGCACAGAGCCGGGCAGGGUCUUUAGUAUAGACAUAACUAACUUAAAAAAGGAGUUCAUCAAAUGCCAACUUUCCAAAUGCUAUGUACUACUGCUGUUACAGCGCCUGGUGUUCUUCUUUGGUUCUUGAUGUGAGGAACUUCCUGUGCUGGACCAGAGAAAUGUUAUUGAGAAUGAUGGAUGAUGAAGGAAGAUGGAGUAAUUACUCAAGUGGUUCUCUUUGCUCUUUGUGUCUUUUAACAGGACAAGAAAGUUGGUAGAAGUCAGUAAUGCAUUUUGCAGCUACCUUGUAAUUGCACAAGUAGUUGUGUAGUUAGGGUACAGUUACUGUGUAGUUACUAUGUAACUACAUGUGUAGUUACAAACAGAAAACUUCUUGAUGGGGGCAGCGCUUUUAACAGUUAUCUUGUUAUUAUGCAUAUAGUUAUGUAGCUACGCAGUAGUUACUAUGUAACACUAAGUGUAAUUACAGUGCAGUGGUUGCUGCAGACCACAGUGUUACGGAAAUGAAACCAGAAGAAAGCCAUGUGAGGACAGCUGUUUUACCAGG